UGAGAUCGAUACGAAGAGCGGCGAAGCGGCUCCACGAAAACGGCUGAUAGUGCAUGAGAGUGCCCGCCCUUGUUUAUGUGUGUAUCUCGUGCUUUAUAGUGUUACUACGAGCAGUGUGAGCUGAGGCAAUUUCGCUCUUCCUUGUAUACAGUGUUUUUCACUGCGGACUGUAUGUGCGUACGCAGGUUAGCCGUCAGCUGACGGUAACAGCAAGGCAACCGGGUCGGGUUGCAUUACGCUACAAGAGGUGAGGAACAAUGGUGAAGGCAGCAGUGAGCCUCAUCCUCUUCAGGGUGGGGAUUCCAAUUGUAUUGCUCCUAGGGGUUCUGUUUCGCUACAAUGCAUUCUCCUUGCUGUACUUCAUGCUACUUCUGGCCAACCCUCACCUUCCAAGUCCUGGAGCCUGUACUUCAUCAAGGCAUAGUCGUUCAAGUAGGGGCUACCUGCGCAUUGUCGUUCUGGUUAGUGCAGCGGUAUGCUUGUGCCAGUUGAUCUACCAAGUGGUGCUGCUGUCAACACAUGGCUAUGGAGACCAGAAAGUGGAUCCCUGCUCGAGCCGAGAGCGAGUGUUAGCCCUUAUAGGGUUGCAUCGAGCUGAUGAAGGAUUCAGCUUUCCCCAGGGACUGCGCCUCAUUGGCAUUGAUGGGCUCAUCCUUGUCAUCGCUCUCAUUACCAUGCUUAUGACAAGCAAACUAGUGUUCGAAGAAGUACCAUCGCCUGGUGGACGUGGCCGGGUGUUCCUCCUGUUCAUCGGAGAGCUGAUGACUUUGGUUCUGAUGGCAGCAGCCGGAGUGCUGUAUGCAUCGCUGCUGUCACUGGCCUACUUCCUCUGCUUCCUGGCACUGGCUACAUGGCUAUCUCUGCGUGGUGAACAUCAUCACUUUUACUUGGGACGCUGUCUGCUUCUCGUAUACAGUUUCCUGCACCUUCUCCUACUUUACGGCUACCAGUUCGAUUUUGCCCAAGAUUUGCUCCGACCAGAGUUGCUAACAGCCAGGUUACUAGGGCUGCCUCCAUUACGAGAGAGUGUUUGUGAAGCAGGUGGUGCAUCUGAGAACGACGUCAGAUCCUUGCGUUUCCGGCCACUUCACUGGACACUUUACAUGGGUCCACUUAGUAUCUUAGCUUUUUACUGGAUGUUGGCCAUAGUUACGCACUACAGACUUCGUGUACCAGUUGUGGCUGGCGAGAAGCGUCCCCGGAGCAGUACGGGCAGUAUGGUUGGCAGCACCAGUGGCGGAGGAUGGGGUUCCGAGGCAGUAGCAGCUGCUUCCAGGCGUGCGUCUAUGACUCAGCCACCAUCAGCGUUGUCCUACACGAGGAGGCGCCGGCGAGACAGUGGGCUGCUCCAGCACGACCACGUUGGGCGUUCGUAUCAAGCCAUGGGGCAGAGCAAAGAUGACCAAGCUCCUAAAAGCCCUUGGAACUCACCCGACGGUGCUCCACUACCCCAUCUUGGAGAUGGUGACCACGGAGCGCAGGCUUGUCAACCAAACGUUGGCUUUGGCAUGCGGGAAGCCUUAUUGGUGCUCCUGCAAGUCGUUCACCUGCUCACCAGGGGCAGUUACGUGGUGACCUUGAUCAUCAUGAUGGCUUGGAGCAUAACAUACCACUCGUGGCUCACGUUUAUCCUUCUAUUCUGGUCUUGCAUAGUAUGGAUGAUGCCUAGCUCACGUGCUGCAUGCCUACGGUCUUCUCCAGCACUUGUCGCAUAUGCAGAGGCUCUAUUGCUUCUCCAGUACCUAUACAGCUUGGACUUGCGUGACGACGAACUUCCGCAGAAGGUGCAUGCAGUAAACUUAGCCCAAAUUGGACUUGUCAAGUACCACCAUGAUUCUUAUCAACCCUUGGCUGUUAAGAUCCUCUAUUCUGUGAUGUUUUGGAUCACGCUGCGACAGUACGUCGAGUACAAACGAUCUGCUGAUUGCACUCCUCAAGUGGUUGCCAUAGAAACUGAAUUGGCACAUCCUCAGGAAACUGCUUCCCCUGAAAUAGUAGCCAUGGAGCCAUUUGCAGCACGUUACCACCCAGGUGUGCAUGCCAGCCGACAGAUGAGUGUGACUGUUGCAGCAGUGGUCGGAGCACAAGCAAGCUUGCGCCGCCUUGGAGCAUUGCUCCACCGCUUCCUCACUCAUUACUGGAUAUGGGUGGUAGCUUCCAUGCUGAUGGUUAUUUCCCUGGGAGGAUCGGAUGUUGUCCUGUACCGUAUCGCUUACAUGUUCCUCUUCCUCUUCUUCAUACUCAUGUUUCAGUUUUCAUAUGAGCUGUGGAUACGUGUAAUGUAUGGCUUCUGGCUAACGGUGAUCAUCUACUCCAUGCUGGUACUUGUCCUCAUCUACACGUAUCAGUUCGAGAAUUUCCCGAGCUACUGGACUAACUACCUAGGUGUGCCACAAGAGAUACAGAAGGACAUAGGCUUGGAAGUUUACCAGAGUGACCCUGGUACUCUGUUCCUCAAGCUGCUCACUCCAACGUUCUUCCUAGUCAUCACUAUCAUUCAGCUCCACUACUUCCACCAGGAGUUUGUGAAACUAAAUCAACACAUCUACAGUUCAAGGAGGAGCACAGAAGACGUUUCCUCUCGUGGGACAUACCUAGAUGCUCCCGAAGACAGGGUAGCUGAUGAAGGCAGUGUGCACGUCGAUCUCCCAGAUACCGAGCAGCAGCAGCAACAGCAGCAGCAGACUGAUGAUGAGGAGGAGGAGGAAGCACCAACGCCUGAAACUGUGUUGUCGCGUCCUCCAAGUAGAGUGCAGGAAGAAGCUGCACAAGAAUCCCAUAUAUGGUGGUCAAUGGAACGCAUUGGCCAGUUCAUGAGCUCGGUACUGGAAGUGGUGUGGCGUCUUCUCGAGAUUCACAUGAUAAAAAUAGUGUUAUUCUCUGUCAUGUGUCUCUCCAUCUACGAUGUGUGCGCUGUCCACGUUGUGUUUGUGGCUCUAGUGGUGGUGGCACUACCCCUACGUGGCCUCCAAACAUUCCUGUGCCACUGCUGUUCCUUAUGGGCUUCCGCAUUGCUUCUUGCAAAGAUGAUAUAUCAGUUGGGAUUCGUAGACACAUAUGGCUGGGAAACCAAUUGCACACAUGUGCAGGGUCUAGGCAAUGCCACCAAGUUUCCAUUUCCAUUCAACCAGACCAUUGAUAAUCGAGUUUGGGUUGGCUUUGAGAAAACUUCCCAUCUUACGUCGUACUGCAAGGGUUACAUAGGCCUGAUUGUAGUCUUCUCAGCAUAUGCUAUAGUUCGUUAUCGUCAGCGCUUCCAUCGGCUUAAACUUGGCCUUCCAGAGCCUAGCCCAGGAGUCGUAUUCCCUUUAGCCAAUCGUGGCAAUGCCGACCAGGGCCUUGGAGAAUGUCUGCAGUUCCUUGUAAAUUAUUUCUUCUAUAAGUUUGGUGUUGAGGUAUGCUUUGUCACAAUGGUGGCAUGCAUUGGAGUGCGACUUGACGUAUUCUCUCUGGUGACUGCACUGUGGCUGUGUGCCUUGUUCUUGUUGCGCCGUCAACAUCUCAGUUGUGCAUGGCCCUUUUAUGUCACAUAUCUGUGCAUCGUCUUGCCCUUGCAGUACCUCAUGGCUAUGGGAUUGCCUCCAGGACUCUGCAUUGAAUACCCAUGGUGGGAGCCUUCAAACAAAGUUCUUACAGAAACAGCCAUUUGGCUCUACCUACCAAACUUUGAGAACCCUCCCACUGCUGCGAAAAUACUAGUGGAUUUCUUUCAGCUCGUGUUUGCCUGCUGUCAGCUUUAUGUAUUUGCUUUGGAGAAGGGAGGAAAUUCAGGUGGUGGGUCCAAUGAGGAGAUCUACAAUGGCAGGGGACAUUUCACUGGAGAGUCUCCAAACCCAAUACCCGACUUCACCAGUUAUAAUAAGACGUACUUGUCCAACAUGCAGGUGCUGCUAUUCUUCUCUUUCUAUUGGGUGACACUUGCCGUCAUGUUCCUGGCUGGGACCAAUCGAGUGUCCCUAUUUGCAAUGGGCUAUGUUCUAGGAUGCUUCUUCUUCCUCUGGAAUGGCAACGAGUUCUACCUGAAACCCAUGCAGCGUCUUCUUAGAAUGUGGAACACACUGUUGGCUUAUAAUGUGGUCGUAAUACUCAUCAAGUGCAUCCUUCAGGUUGUUGGCUGUGUUUUCCUUGAUUACCUGGAAUGUUGGAUGGUUCAACUGCUUGGCAUAGCAUGUCUCAAGAAACUGGAGCAACGUAGUGCAUUUGCAUCAACUCCAACGGAGUACUCCAUGUUGUGUUGCAUUCAACGCAUCAACAUGUGCCGCUGGAAAGACUUCAAUGGCUGUCCUCAAGCACACACAGUGGGAAAAUCAGCAACAGACCCCGAAAAAUGCGGUGCACCCAUGGAUGAGGCUGGCCUCCUUUGGGAUGGCAUCUGUCUUGCCUUCCUUUUAGUCCAGAAGAGGAUUUUCAUGUCCUACUACUUCCAACACCUCAUUAUUGAGGUUUUGGCACAGCAAAGCCUUGCAUCACGUGGUGCAGAGAUGAUUCACGAGAUACAGUGCAAAGAGGUCCAACACCAGCGGGCGGUGGAGCGUGACAUAAUGGAGAAGAUCAAAUGCAAAAUGGACAAGAUUCGUGCCACUCAACAAAAGAUGCGUACAGGUGGUAGUGCAGAGCCAGAGACACACUACCAAGCCAUUCGUUCGGGCGACUAUUACCUCUUCGAAGAUUCACCAGGGGCCGAUACACUUGAUCUGGACCUUGAUGUGAAGGGACAUUCUCCUUCAGAUGAAGAUGCAGAUGUUAAAGUUCGAGGACUCAAUGCCCUCCUGAGCAAUGCAAUAAAGGCGGGGACAGUCCGACGAGCUACUGAGGAUCAGCAUGGUGCUGAAGAUGAUACGGAAGAUGUCGGGGAGUCAAGCUGCUUAUCACCCAUUGUCAGUGCUGACAGAUCUCUUAGCCGUACAGUUUCUGGGGCAUCACAGCCCUCAAAGUCUUCCGGGCACCAAGAGACAGAAAUGCCAUCUACAAGUGUGCUAGUCUCACCAGACGAUCAAGAUGCAGAAGGUACUGUCACCGAGGGAAUAACAGAGCAAAGUCCUCCAUUGGAAGAAGGUUUCAUGGAUAAAGUACGUGGCUACCUUACUUUUGCCCUCGCCCUGAUGGACAGCCUGCUGAUCAGUGCUACAGCAAAGCUAAAUUCUGUGUCCCGAGACUACCGCUACGUGGCUAAGCGCCUCGCAAGGGAGAAACGUGGUGUUAAAGGGCAGUUUGCAAAUGGACUGGUUGGAGACCUAGAGGAAGCCCUGGUUCGGAGCAAAGCUAUGCAGGGCUCACAACCCCUUGAAAUCGACCAUGUGACAAACUCUGGCACCAAGAGCUGUGACGAGCUGCUUCUCACCGACAGUGGAAAUGGUGCUGAUGGUGGUCGUGAAGAUGACUUUGCCCAAGAACGUCCAUCAGCUGUCCGUUUCUUAGCAGCGUGUUACUACGCGCUGGUCUCCCGAUCGGAAGUUGUGUGCUACCUAGUGAUUGUCGUCAACCAAAUGAAGAGUGCCAGCCUUCUGUCUCUACCCCUUCCUCUGAUGGCUUUCUUGUGGGGAUCACUAUCAGUUCCUCGCCCAACCAAACUGUUCUGGGUCACGAUUAUAACCUACACUGAGGCAAUUGUUGUCAUCAAGUAUCUGUUCCAGUUUGACUUAUUUGGCUGGAACAAGGAGGAUGCCCGGUCUGGCCCUUUUGACCCUCCUAGGCUGUUGGGCAUCGAGAGGCGCACUGACGACUCUGAUUAUGCCCUGUAUGACCUGCUUUUGCUGCUGAUGGUGUUCUUCCAUCGGUUCAUGUUGAAGAGCCUGGGUCUCUGGAAGGACACUCAGCGCAGUGUCACCGGUCAAGAGGAGGACACAUCGGCAGACAAAGCAGAUGUCAAGCCGUCAAAUGACAAACAAGUUGUUACAGAUGAGAAGCCCGUGGAAGGAAUGCCUGCUACAAUUGCUGCAGCUGAGAGUGGAUUAGAGCUGGCAGGCCUAGGAACCCUUCCAGUCCAAGAUUGUGAUUAUUCUGGCGAUGAUACGGGUGACGCAGACCAAGUGAGAGAGCAGAGCACUGUUGGGGAAAGCUUCAUGUACUUAAGCAAGAUAUUUGAAGGGAUUAACCGGUACCUGGAACCAUUUCGCAACUUCUUCGACAACCUCCUUCAUCCCGUAUAUCGUGUGACUACUGAUGUCUAUGCCUACAUGUUCUUCUGUGACUUCAUAAACUUCUUUAUUAUGGUCUUUGGGUACUGGGCCUUUGGCACUGGUGGCUCUGAGGACGGUGUGGCUUCCUACUUCAAGAGGAAUGAGGUUCCAAUCCCAUUUCUGAUCAUGUUAUUGGCACAGUUUGCAUUGAUUGUCAUUGAUCGUGCGCUGUAUCUCCGGAAGUAUAUCCUGGGCAAGCUCGUGUUCCAGAUUUUUAUGGUGCUUGUGAUCCACAUAUGGAUGUUUUUUGUACUGCCGGCCAUCUCGCACCGUGGCUUUGUUGAGGACAAGAACCUACCUCCAAAGCUGUGGUACUUCAUCAAGUGCAUCUACCUCAUUCUAUCUGCAUAUCAGAUCCGUUCGGGGUACCCGACACGUAUCUUGGGCAACUUCUUCUGCAAGAAAUACAACUACAUUAACUACUUUCUCUUCAAAGGGUACAUGCUGGUGCCAUUUCUGUAUGAAUUGCGUUCCCUCAUGGACUGGAUCUGGACAGACACAAGCAUGAACUUGAGCAACUGGCUGAAGAUGGAGGACAUCUUCGCCAACGUGUUUCUUCUCAAGUGCCUACGUCGUGCUGAAGAAGAGUACCCCACGCCUAGGGGGUCUUGUCGCUCCUCUUUAACUAAGUACGGCUUGGGAGGCCUCCUCUUGUUUGCCAUCAUCCUGAUCAUCUGGUUCCCACUUCUGCUGUUCUCUCUUGGAAACACGGUUGGCCGGUCUCUGUUACCCUCGGAUGUUACCCUGGAAUUGAAUAUAGGAGGAUAUCAGCCCCUAUUCAGAAUUAAUGUGCAGCAGGGAGCUAUAAAGCCUCUACCAUAUGACAGCUGGCGCUUACUCCAGGCACAAUACAAGAACAGCGCUGGUGCGCUAGCCUUCCUGGCCAACUAUGACGCUGCAGACGUCGCUGUCAUCAGCAUCAAUGGCAAUUCGACAGCGGUGUGGUCCAUUAGCCCGCCAAGCCAGGAGGCCCUUAUCCGUGAGCUCAACCAAACGAGUGUUGCGCUCCAUCUACGAUGGCAGUUCACCAGAGACAUUGAAGAUGUCAAGGAGUUUGAACGGACACAUGGCGAUGAAAAAGUGGUGACUCUUGCUGACUCUGCACUGCGCCGGGAUCUUGCCAUGAUGCUGUCUGGUGACGCGGAAGUCGGAGGCGUGACUGUGCCCCCCAUCCUGCCCAAAUACCUAUUGGUAUCACGUGCUGGAAGGGUGGAUGUAGUUCGCGCUCUCGAUGGCGAGAUGUAUCGAAACUUAACAUUGCGUCUGCACACUGGAUCCUUCCAAAACUUAAGUGGCCUCUCGGAGUGGUGGCAGGUGCAAGGCAGCUGCUCGGAGAACUAUCCGUACCCAUUCCUGCCAGACACGGAUCCGAGUUACUGUUCUUACCUGAACAUCAUAGUGUUUUGUGACAAGGUGUUUCCACAGGCACUGUCCCUACUUUCAGGAUAUGGCAUCGUAGGACUGUACACUACAUUCGUGCUUGUGGCAUCUCGUCUGAUGCGUGGUUUCAUGGCGGGCACCUCGUUCACCAUCAUGUUUGACGAUAUGCCCUACGUGGACAGAGUGCUGCAGCUGUGCCUCGACAUCUACUUGGUGCGUGAGAGCCGGGAGUUAGCCCUCGAGGAAGACCUCUUUGCCAAGCUCAUCUUCCUCUACCGUUCUCCAGAGACUCUAAUCAAAUGGACUCGUCCUACACACCCCCAACCCAGGAUUCAGUGACAGCAAACUUAAAGUUAAUAAUGUCUCGUACUUAAGAGAUUUACACCUAGCCUUGUGUCUACAUAUUCAUUGAACUGCAGGCCAGUGUCAAUACUAUAGCACGAUGUGGAAAUGUUGCAAAUUCUCUGCGAAAGAUUUCCAUGUACUCGGUAGUUUCUUAGCUGCGUUAAAGUAGACAUCGAGUAAUUUCCUAUCAAUGCUGACACCGAGCAUCUUCCACUUGCAAUACUAGAAAGAAGCAAAUUUUGCACUAGCAGUAAACUUCUAUUGAACAUGUGCCAGCAUAUAACAAAUGAGAUUACAGAAAGGUGAAUUAACCGUUCAUAAACGUAAUAGCUCUUCCUUCAGAUGCUGUAUGUGAACCAUUUGUACUGGGAAACACGUCCUGAAAUGGUAGUGUGAACGUGCUAUAGGAACUUGAAAUCUUGCGUAGUAGGCAACAGAAUUAUAGUACAUAGAUUAAAAAUCGUAUGAAUUUGGAGAAACGAGACACAAAUGAGUGUGAACGUCUAUCUGCAGUAUAAUAUACUGACCUCCAUAGAAGUGUUAUCAGUUUUUCAGGCUGUGAUUUUACUCCUUGGUAUGCAAACACACUAUUUUUCAGGAAGCAGAAGGGAAUGCAGUACAGUUGGGGGUUAAUAUGUCAAGACAGUAUGUGUGGCAAUACUGAAAUCGAAUUAUACAUCAAUAUGUGAACACACCUUUUACAAAUUGUUGCAAAGUUGAGUGAGUGCAAGCUUUUCUUUUUCCCCGAUGCUAAAAGCGUGCGUCACAUUUGAAGAUUCUGCCUCUAGUCAUAUGGCUUCACUUCAUGUCUAAUACAGAGAAUGUCUAUUACGCUCUUUGAGAACAAAGAAAUAGGAUGUGCCUGGUGACACAACAUGAACUGUACAAUAUCUUGUAUAUAGAAUGCAAGAGUGUGUAUGUUGCACUAACAUCCCAGGCUUUCAAAAGUGCCUGGUAGAAACAAAGUACUGAAUCGGAGUGACAACUAUAAGGGCCGCAUUCAAGGAAACAUUUUUAACACUGCAGGUAAAGUUUUAUAUUUUAUAUUUUUACAUUGUGCCACAUCAUGGCUAUCUGUAGAAGCUGUUAGAGUUGGCAUCACAUUAAAACCAGUGCCAAAGAGGCAAAUUAUUUGCAUACAUCCAUGCGCAGUCUCUGUCACCGCAUUUAUUUGUUGCGGAGUCUGUGCAGACGAUGGUAGCUUCUUGCCUUCUUUGGUGGCACAGGACCUAUCAGCUGUUGUAAUUGUGUUCAGUUAUGGUUAAUAAUCGAGUGAUGUACUAGGGGUAUCAUAUGUAGGCAAAGUUGAUCAUUUUGGCAUCAUAGUGCUGGUAGAGUAUUGAGGGGUACCCUACAUAUGUAUAUUCUCCCAUGGCCUUACAGACUUGAGGCCUUUUCUGGUAGUCUUUCACCACACCUACUUCUCUAGUUGAUGAAAAUUGCAAAUAUUUUGAUGUCUUGAUGAGAACGUCCUGGUUGCAGUGUCUUACAGAAAUGGUGGUUUUUAUGGUGGUAGUCUGGUCAGCAUUGCUAAUAGCCUGUGCAAUACCAUCCAUCGAGAUAUCCGCAAGUUGCAUUGAAGUGUUCAAAGUACCCGCUGGCCUUAUUCCUGACAUUUAUGGUUGAAGGAGUUUUUGAGAAGUUUAAGCCGAAUUUUCUGCGGCCUUCUUAUUUUCUGGGUGCCUUUGAUUUCAUGGAGUCUUCUAGUGCCUCAUGUUCUGUAAAAGAUGUCUCCAUGUGUAAUGCAUAAAUGUGUUUUGAAAGCUGGUA
Molecule: messenger RNA, 9674 nt
Organism: Ornithodoros turicata
Lineage: Eukaryota; Metazoa; Arthropoda; Arachnida; Ixodida; Argasidae
Product: piezo-type mechanosensitive ion channel component 2-like
Exons: 42
Coding region: 258-7898 (2546 amino acids)
Cellular component (GO): membrane
Molecular function (GO): mechanosensitive monoatomic ion channel activity
Source: RefSeq, a predicted model, not a curated record